Messenger RNA from Miscanthus lutarioriparius, 3396 nucleotides. The record is from the annotation of a GenBank genome assembly. Lineage: Eukaryota; Viridiplantae; Streptophyta; Magnoliopsida; Poales; Poaceae.
AUGCCUCCCUCCUGGGUCUUGCUCAACCGAUGCGUCGACUACAGCUUCAACGACGACGACGACGAAGACAACGGCGAUGAACCCACGUCGUCGUCGGCUGCGGCUGCGGCGGCGGCGGUUGAGAUCAUGUGGGGAGCCAAGGAAGCAUCAUCCAUCCUAUCCUUUUACAAGGCCAAGGUCGCCAUGCUGCUCUCCUUGAAGCCAGAUGACGCCGUCGCCCUCCUCCCCGAACCGCCGGAGAUCGCCAUCUUCAGGCUGCGGUGCUCCAACUCCCACCGAGGCUCGCUGUCCUCCACCCCCCUCGUCGCGUGCGCCGACAAGGGCCUGCUCGUCAUCUACGGCGGCGGCUACUUCGGCCCGGGCUCGUCCACGUGCGGAUGCUACCUCGUCUACUCCGCCGCUCGCCUCUCCACGGUGCCCCCGCCCCCCGAGGCGCCGCGCGGCCUCAUCGACGGGAUCGGGUCGGGAGCCGUUGUCCUACGGCGCUGCCAUCCCGGCGGCGGCGGCUCUUCCUCCCCCUACUACCUGCUCGCCGAGCUCGCCAUCAUGCCAAAGCGCAAAUCCCCCGACCCCGAUGCUGUGCUCCUCCUGUGGCGCUCCGACGAACCCCAGUGGGCCAGAAAGGAGGUCCGUCUCCCCCGCGAGGUCAAGGUGUGCAGGGCGCCCGGCGACGACGACAAGCACGUGUUCUACAGCGACACCUCCUUCUCCGGGCCCGGCGGCUGCCUGUGCUGGGUGGAUCUGCUCCACGGCAUCGUCGUCUGCACCAACCCUUUGGAUCCUGACCCUGAGCUCCGCUUCAUCCCCUUGCCCGACGGGUGCCCCCCGGUCAGUGUGACCGACUACCCCUACCGCCCGCGCCCGGAGGAGGAUCGCUCCGCCGCCUGCGUCGGCGGCCGCAUCAAGCUCGUCGCCAUGGUGGGUGAACUGGCAGGCUGGAACGCCAACCAGUACAUUCUCACCACCUGGACCCUGUCGCCUGACCUCAGCAGCUGGCAGCAAGACGGCGUGUUCCCCCUCAAGGACCUCUGGGCGACGGAGGAGUACCGCGAGCUCAACCUGGUGCCGCCGCAGCAGACGCCUGUCUGCCUCGUGCUGAGCGUGCGCGACGACGGCGAGGAUGUUGUCGUCUACGCCGUCGUGAAUGAUAUCGAGGAACACCCCGUCGUCCAGGGUCGUCAGGUUGUUCUGGGAACCGAGCUGGAGUUCAAACGCCAGUAUGUUCUUGGCAUCGACGUGCGCCGCAACAAGAUCGUCUCCACCAGCUCUGGUGUUCCACCGGAAAGCCUGAUGCAGAUGAUGCCCCGCCUCCUGUCUGUUGAUUUCUGCGAGGACCGCCAGGAGUGCAUUCCGUUUACUGAAAUAGUGAAUUUCACUAAUCUUUCAGGAAAAUGGAUACUCGGCCCAUCUCUGCAUCAUCUCCUUUGUCAUGAAGUUAAAAAGCUUGCUGACUCAAAUGCCAAGGAGGUAAAGAGCAAGACAAAGGAGUGGAAUGAUAGAAUCAAGCAAGACAAAGAUAUGGGAAGAAAUGCUCGCUUUGCACAAAUAUGGAAGAGUCGAAAAGGAGAAAAGAACGAUGCUGAUGACUCAUUGAGAGAAAUAUGCCAUCUUUAUGAUGCUGUCCAAGUAGACCCCGUGAUUACCUCUUUUGAAGAGGGUGCUGUUCUAUGCAACUUUCUUCCACUUCUACGCGAGUACUUGCCAUCAACUGCAGAGGAAAUUGAGGCGGAUAUAAUUUCAUUGGCACAAUCAGAAGAUUCUGAAGUUUAUGAUAUCUAUACUGUCAAGGAGGUGGAUGAUACAAACAUGGAGGCCACGUCAGCAGCUUCAUAUCCAAGGUUACAAGUGGAUGAUGGAGAAGAUGAAUGCUACGAAGAUUGUCCGUAUGACACAGAUGAUUCAAAUGCCGAAGACAAUCCGCUUUUCGAUUAUCCUGAUGAAUUUUCCAAGGACGAGGAUGAUGGUAGCAACGACGAGGAUCCUUUUGGAGACGAAGAAGGUUCUGACACCGACUACGAGAAGGAAGAAGUAGAGGUUGAUGAUAGUAACUCAGCUGACAGGGUUGAAGAUUCACAACUAUUCCGCUCUGUGCCAGCUUUAAACCAAGCUGCAUCUUAUCUUGCUCAGACAGCUUCAUUCCUCACCCAGUGCCUCCCUGUACCUGGUUAUGUGGGCCUAUCUGAGGAGGACCAAGAAUUAUUAACACUGCCACCUGCAUCAGCCUCAGGCAGGCUUUCUGUUCAGACUUCUUCAGUAGAGCCUGCUGGCACCAAUUCAUCCCUUGGUCAGGCAGAUAGUGGUGGAAGCCCUCUCAAGAAAAACACAGGACAAAUGGUGCCUUCACAAGUUUUUCAGAAUGGAGCUUCACUGUUCCAAGGCCUUGUUGAGCGUGCUCGGAAAACAGUCCGUGGUUCAGCAGAUGAUAUUGGCUGGCUCCAGCGGGAUCAAAGCUUACCUACAACUGAGGAUGGGACAGCCAGAUUCUUGGAGAUUUUGGACUCUGUAAGAAAAAAUGAGCACAAGCUACCUGAUUCAGUGGUUUACUUGCUGGUUCCAGGUCUGUUUAGUAACCAUGGACCGCUUUACUUUGUCAAGACAAAGGCAUAUUUCUCCAAGAUGGGUUUAGCUUGCCAUAUUGCCAAAAUUCAUAGUGAGUCUUCAGUGAGUAAAAAUGCACGAGAGAUAAAGGAAUACAUAGAAGAAAUAUACUGGGGAUCAAGGAAACGUGUGCUACUUCUUGGUCACAGCAAGGGCGGUGUUGAUGCGGCUGCAGCCCUCUCCCUCUACUGGCCACAACUCAAAGACAAAGUCGCAGGUUUAGCAUUAGCCCAAAGUCCAUAUGGAGGAAGCCCGGUUGCUUCAGAUAUCCUACGGGAGGGGCAGCUUGGUGACUACGUCAGGCUGCGUAAGAUCAUGGAGAUCUUAGUAUCCAAGGUUCUUAAGGGUGAUCUGCAGGCUCUAGAAGAUCUGACUUACGAAAGACGGAAAGAAUUCCUGCGACUGCACCCGUUGCCUCAGGAUGUUCCAAUCGUUUCAUUCCACACAGAGGCAAGCAUCACUCCCAGUGUGCUCACAGCGCUCUCUCACGUUGCACACCUGGAGCUCCCGAUUGCUGCCGAUGGCAAUUCCACCAGGAUCCCAGUUGUAAUGCCGCUUUCAGCCGCGAUGGCAGCAUGCUCGCAAUUGCUGGUGGCAAGGUAUGGCGAGAAGAGCGACGGUCUCGUGACGCGGAAGGACGCCGAGGUUCCUGGGUCAGUGGCAGUCCGGCCGGAGCGGAAGCUAGAUCACGCGUGGAUGGUGUAUUGGUCGCUGAAAGAAGAGCCCGGGGAUCAGGCGGACACGUCGCAGGAUGUUUCCUUGGGUCAGAUUGUAGGUCUUUCUGAGCUUAUUCUUUGA